GGAAGAGACAAAUCCACCGACCGCAGCGGGGCCCGCGCAUCCGCACCUUUGACUCAGCCAUGUGGGGUCUCCUGCUCGCCUUGGCCACCUUUGCGCCCGCCGUCGAUCUAGGUCUGGGGACGCCCGGCACCUCCGUGCCGGACCUCGCGCCGCCCGCUACCACCAAGGCCCCGGUCUCGACCCUGGCCCCGAGUAGCAGCCCGGCACAGCCGCCCUCGGGGAAGGAUAAUGGGACCUCAGAACAGAGCGCCCGGAUUCGCUUCAUCAAGAAAAAGGUCAUUAUAAAGAAACGGAGGAAGCUAACUAGACCCAGACCGUUGGUGACUACCAGGCCUCCAGCUAUCACCACCCCUGCGGGAGCCCUUGACCUCCCGGAGGAGAAGCAACCAGGCUGUCCGCCUCUGGGCUUGGAGUCCCUGCGAGUUUCAGAUAGCCAGCUCGAGGCCUCCAGCAGCCAGUCCUUUGGUCUGGGACCACACCGGGGACGGCUCAACAUCCAGUCAGGCCUGGAGGAUGGUGAUCUCUAUGACGGGGCCUGGUGUGCAGAGCCCCAGGAUGCUGAGCCAUGGCUUCAGGUGGAUGCCAAGCACCCCACCCGCUUCUCGGGCAUUAUCACACAGGGCAGGAACUCUGUCUGGAGGUACGACUGGGUCACAUCCUACAAGGUCCAGUUCAGCAAUGACAGUCGGACGUGGUGGGGGAGCAAGAACCGUAGCAGUGGGAUGGAUGCGGUAUUUCCUGCCAAUUCAGACCCCGAGACGCCAGUGCUGAACCUCCUGCCUGAGCCCCAGGUGGCCCGCUUCGUUCGCCUGCUGCCCCAGACCUGGCUCCAGGGAGGCGAUUCCUGCCUCCGGGCAGAGAUCCUGGCCUGCCCCGUCUCAGAUCCUAAUGACCUGUUCCCUAAGGCGCCUGCACUGGCAUCCUCUGACCCUUUGGACUUCCGGCAUCACAAUUACAAGGCCAUGAGGAAGCUGAUGAAGCAGGUGAACGAGCAGUGCCCCAACAUCACCCGCAUCUACAGCAUUGGGAAGAGCUACCAGGGCCUGAAGCUGUAUGUGAUGGAGAUGUCGGACCACCCUGGCCAGCAUGAGCUGGGAGAGCCUGAGGUGCGCUAUGUGGCCGGCAUGCAUGGCAACGAGGCCCUGGGGCGGGAGUUGGUCCUGUUCCUGAUGCAGUACCUGUGCCGUGAGUUCCUGCGAGGGGACCCGCGGGUGACCCGGCUGCUCACCGAGACACGCAUUCACCUGCUGCCCUCCAUGAACCCUGACGGUUAUGAGACCGCCUUUCACCGGGGCUCCGAGCUGGUUGGCUGGGCAGAGGGCCGCUGGAACCAGCAGGGCAUUGACCUCAACCAUAAUUUCGCCGACCUCAACACACCACUCUGGGAAGCAGAGGAUGAUGGGCUAGUGCCCGACACGGUCCCCAACCAUCACCUGCCACUGCCCACUUACUACACCCUGCCCAACGCCACUGUGGCUCCUGAAACACGGGCAGUGAUCGACUGGAUGCAGAGGAUACCCUUUGUGCUGAGCGCCAACCUCCACGGGGGUGAGCUCGUGGUGUCCUACCCGUUCGACAUGACUCGGACCCCUUGGGCUGCCCGUGAACUCACGCCCACCCCGGAUGACUCUGUAUUCCGCUGGCUCAGCACCGUCUAUGCUGGCACUAACCGGGCCAUGCAGGACUCAGACCGCCGACCCUGCCACAGCCAAGACUUCUCCUCCCACGGCAACAUCAUCAACGGUGCCGACUGGCACACGGUCCCCGGGAGUAUGAACGACUUCAGCUACCUGCACACCAACUGCUUUGAGGUCACCGUGGAGCUGUCCUGUGACAAGUUCCCGCACGAGAGCGAGCUGGCCCAGGAGUGGGAGAACAACAAGGAUUCCCUCCUCACCUACCUGGAACAGGUGCGAAUGGGCAUCGCAGGAGUUGUGCGGGACAAGGACACAGAGCUUGGGAUUGCCGAUGCUAUCAUUUCUGUGGACGGGAUUAACCACGAUGUAACGACAGCAUGGGGCGGGGAUUACUGGCGCCUGCUGACCCCAGGGGACUAUGUGGUGACCGCCAGUGCUGAGGGCUAUCACUCAGUGACGAGGAGCUGCCGGGUCACCUUUGAAGAGGGCCCAGUGCCCUGCAAUUUCCACCUCACCAAGACUCCCAAACAAAGACUUCGCGAACUGCUUGCCUCUGGGGCCAAGGUGCCCCCAGACCUUCGGAGGCGGCUGGAGCGCCUGAGGGGACAGAAGAAUUGACACCUCCAGGUGACACAGGCCUGGAGCCUUGGGCAGGCUGGACCUGUCGAGAACUGAAAGCGGGAGGGACAGAGCUGGGGAAGAGGUGCUGAGGCUCAUUAAAGCUCCUUGGUACCUUA
Messenger RNA from Hyaena hyaena (striped hyena), 2374 nucleotides. RefSeq names its product carboxypeptidase X, M14 family member 1 (gene CPXM1). Lineage: Eukaryota; Metazoa; Chordata; Mammalia; Carnivora; Hyaenidae. Gene Ontology annotation, molecular function: zinc ion binding; metallocarboxypeptidase activity. The transcript is spliced from 14 exons. Gene Ontology annotation, biological process: proteolysis. Bases 60 to 2255 code for a protein of 731 amino acids. The record is from RefSeq and is a predicted model, not a curated record.